AUGGACGGUCACCCGACAACCUCCAAUCUCUACGAUGAUGUGCUCCCAGGCACAAAACGAAUAUUCACGGAUGAAAACGCAAGUAGCUCCGAUGAGUCCCUACUCGAAAAGGAUGGCGACGUCAUCCUCGUCCCGCGCCCGACCAACUCCCCCAACGAUCCCCUGAGAUGGAGCCGCCCUCGCAAGGUCCUCCACUCCGUCAUCGUCUGCUACAUCGUCGCCCUGACCGCCGCCACCUCCAACAUCGCCGGUGUCGCCUCCACCGGCGUCGAGGAGGAGUAUGGGAUCAGCUACGACUACUUCAAUACCGGCGCAGGUGUCCUGUUCCUCGCCAUUGGCUACUGGACCCUGCUGAGCUCCCCCCUCGUCCAUCUCUACGGUCGUCGAAUCGGAUACAUUCUGAGCGCGCUGCUCGGCUUCGGCGGGAACCUCUGGUUUGGAUACCUGAGCAGUACCAAUGAUACCAUCUGGUCGCAGCUCUUUGUCGGCGCCUCCGAGUCCGUCGCUGAGUCUGUUGUCCAGCUGUCCCUGCUCGACAUCUGGUUCGAGCACCAGAACGGCACCUCGCUUGGAUUUUAUACUCUGGCUACGUCCGUGGGCACGUACCUAGGCCCCCUGAUCGCCGGCUACAUUGCCCACGAUGAGAAUGUCGGCUGGCGCUGGAUCGGAUACUUUGGUGCCAUAUUCUCGGCCGGUACACUUGUUCUGACUUAUUUCUGCUUGGAGGAGACCGCAUUCGAUCGCAAUCGAUACCUGAGGGCUGAGGAGCAGCGUGCCAGCAACAACACGAUCGGUUUGACCGCUCCCGAGACCAACGCCGAACCGAACGAGAAGACGACCGAGACGAAGCAGGCCGCCCCUGUCGACGGUGCCGUUUCUCCUGUUGCUACGAACACCGAGGGUGAAAAGACUGUUAGCGAGAAGCCCCCUGUGGGCGUCAGCGCGACGGACGUGGAGCGCGAUAGCGAUGGUCUGUCUGUUGGAUACACCCAGCGCAAGACGUACUGGCAGCGCAUCAGGCUGAUCACACCAGCCCGCAACUUGCGCGGGACCGGCUUCAUGCAAUACCUGCACCGGCUCUGGCACACCCUGCGCGUCUUCACCUUCCCCGCCGUCUGGUACGCCGGUCUGCAGUGGGGUAUGCAGAACAUUGCCCUGUCCUUCUACCUCACCGUGGAGGAGGACACAUGGACCGACGAGCCGUGGUUCUACGACGACGCCGCCGUGGCCAACAUGAACCUCGCUUGCAUCAUCGGCAGCGUCAUUGGCUGUUUCUACGGUGGAUACUGCAGCGACAAGUUCAUGCUCUGGAGGAGCCGCCGCAACAGGGGCAUCAUGGAGGCCGAGUUCCGGCUGCACCUCAUGACGCUCUGCAUGGCCAUCUUCCCGACUGGCAUGUGGCUCUUCGGCAUCGGCUCCGCCAAGGGAUGGAGCUGGCCGGUGCCGUACGUGGGUCUGGGCUUCAUUGGCUUCGGGUACGGAUGCGCGGGAGACUUGAGCAUCACGUACCUGGCUGACUGCUACCCAGACAUGGUUCUCGAGGGCAUGGUGGGCGUCGCGGUUAUUAACAACACGCUCGCCAUGAUCUUCACCUUUGUUGCCAGCUACUGGCUAGAUACCGGUAUCCAGGAGUGUUUUAUCGCUCUUGGUGUGCUGAGCUUUGUCAUUCUUGGUCUCUCGCUUCCGAUGAUGUGGUGGGGGAAGCGCUUCAGGUCCUGGACCAAGACCAGGUACCUCAACUAUCUCCAGAUCCGUGAUGGCCUGGAUGAUUAA
Clonostachys byssicola is the source of this 1773-nucleotide messenger RNA. Lineage: Eukaryota; Fungi; Ascomycota; Sordariomycetes; Hypocreales; Bionectriaceae. The record is from the annotation of a GenBank genome assembly.